AUGGAGUUGAUGGAGUUGGAACCGGAAAAGCGAAAGGCUCUUAUGGUUUACGAUGAGGAAUUAGCGAGGAAAUUGGAAAUGGAUGGCACGGUGAAACGACUUCGCGAUUUGUCGCUUGAUUUGUUUGAGGUUAUUGGCGGGAGUCAAAGGUCUGCGAGGUCUCGUGGAAUUGAUCCUGGGAGGAGGAGCGCCGAACACGUGAGUACUGUUUCGAAAAAAUCGAAAUCUAGUUAUGUUAGUGCUGGUUCUGAGGCUCGAAGAGAAAAAAUGGCCUUAGCAAGACUAAACUUGGAACAUUUGAAAAGAAAACAAGAACUUGACCGUAAAAUGGCUGAAAUUAAUUAUGCAAAGGAAUUAAUGGAGGCCGAAAUGGAGGCAGAGAGAGCCUUUGUGAGUUUUAGUAUCAUGGACCGAGAAAUUGGGUCUGCAAGGGUUAAGGGAAAGAGUUUACCUAGCCAAGGGGAGAAUCUGCCUGGUGAUUUAUACGAUUCCGGGCUGAAGGGUGAUGUUGAGAAUGUUGUAGAGCAAGCGGGUUCCAAAUUGAAGAUUAAAGAGUCGCCGAAGCAUGACACCAAACCAGUGCCAACUGACACUGAAUCUGUGAAGUUACCAUUUUCAAAGGGGGAUGAGCCAGGAACACCUCUCCAAGGAGAUAGUGUGUCAGAUUUAUCAGAAACUGACAGGAAAUUUGAACCGCCACCCCCCACCGAGAACUUUCAAGUUGUAGCGGCUCAUCCACAGGGAAAUUCAGGAAAUUUGCCAAUGCAAGCUGAUUUGAAUACCGGUCAGCAGAUAGUUAAAACUCUGAGUCAAGUUAUGAACACUCCCAAGAUAGAAUACAUGCGUUUUGGUGGAAAUCCAAUUGACUAUGUGUCAUUCAUGCGCAACUUUGAAACCUGCUUGGAAGAUGAUACCGAUGGUUCUAGAAGUCUUCAGUUGCUAAUUCAACACUGUACUGGUAAAGCUAGAGAAGCGAUUGAAAGUUGUGUAAACCUACCAGUGUCAGAAGGUUAUGAAUCUGCAAAGAAAACCCUGAAAGAAAAUUUCGGUCUUCCUCAUGUUAUCGCGAAAGCUCAUUUAAAGAAGUUAGAACAAUUGCCACCAUUGAAAGCUAGCACUGGGUCAGCAUUGUUAGAGUUUUCAAGAAGCCUUGAGAUAGCAGAGAGAACCCUGAAGGGAAUGGGUCCUGAAUAUGUCAGUGACUUGAGCCACACCAACACCCUGAUGGAGCUGAAUAGGAAGCUACCCUAUUUUAUGAGAGCAAAGUGGGCAGAAUGUGCGGGGAGAAUCAUUGAAGCUGGAGAAAGGCCAAAAUUUGAGGAUUUUCUGAAGUUUGUAAAGGCCCGAGCAAAGCUUGUGAACAAUGAAUUUGGAGAAUAUCUUGCUGCGAGCUCUUCAAGAGAGAAGAAAAGAAAUGGAGAGAAGGUAGAGAAACCACUAUCAAAGCUAACCUCAAUGACAACUAAAGUUGAACUUGAUCAGAAAGCAAACCAAAAUGGUAAAACAUCGGGUGCCAACCGAAAGUGUCCUGCUUGUCUUGGACAGCACGGAUUAUGGAGGUGUGAGAAAUUCAAGAAGCUGCCGUAUCCAGAAAGAGAAAGAUUGGCGUUAAGCAAGAGGCUGUGCUUCAAAUGCCUCAACGGAGGACAUUUUAAAGAUCGUUGUCCCAAGGAAGCCUUCAAGUGUCAGGUGCGAGGUUGUGUUGAGGAUCACAAUACUCUGCUACACCCCACUUCCAGAGAUCAGACAGAGAGAGUAAGUUCUACCAGUGUUACCCCUCAUGGUUCCUCUCUUGAUGCUGAAGAUCAUCUUCAACAAGUUAAUGCAGCCACAAGAAAUUCAGGUGAAGUCCAAAGAGCGACUCAAGAACGGCAAGGUGCAAGUUCUGUGACAGUAGCAACUGGGGUCGGCGAGAGACGUGUUUGCCUAGGAGUCCUUCCUGUUGAGGUUACAGCCAAGGGAGGGACGAGGACUGUGGAGACGUAUGCGCUACUAGACAGCGGUAGCGAGGUGACUUUGUGCAAGGAACAGCUUUUCAAUGACCUCGGGUCAUGGUGCUCAAGAUGUAACUAUGAGCUACAAGGAGUGACAGGGUCCAAGAACGUUGAAGGCCACGUGGUAGAUAUUGUUGUUACGUCGUUGGAUGGCAGAGUGUCAGAGGAACUGUUGAACGUUAGAACUGUUGAGCAGAUACCAGUGUCAGUCAGUUGCAUUCCCAAGAUAGAAGACAUUUUGAACUGGUCCCAUUUAAGGGAUGUUGAUUUGCCAGAGUUAAGUGCAUCAGAUGUCGGUCUUAUCAUAGGCCUAAAGGAGAAGCCCUCAUUGUUUGUCCCAUUGGAAUGUAAGUCAGGUGGACAUGGUGAGCCAGUAGCGGUGCGAUACUCGUUGGAUUGGACAGUUAUGGGUGCCUUGGGCGGCACUGGAGAUAGUGGACCUUGUUCAGUUAAUUUUGUUCGCCUGGGUAACAAGGAGUUUUAUGUUGAUGAGCCAGAGGUUGUAGAGUUUGAAGGACAGAAAGGUGGUGUUGAGAAGAAAGAGGAGAGUGAAGUUGGAGAAUUAGGAGCAAAUGAGACAGAUGUAAACCUGCAGUGUGGAGAUGCAGAAGUGAAGCGUCAAAUACAAGAUGAGAUUUUACAUGAGCAAAUUGAGAAACUUUGGAAAACUGACUUUGCAGAUUCUGUUGUGAGCUCAAGCGCAAGUCUUUCAAUUGAGGAUAAGAAAGCACUAGAGAAGAUGGAACGGUCGUUGAAAAUGGUUGAUGGGCAUUACCAAGUAGCGCUUCCGUGGCGUAAUGAUCCACCUUAUUUGCCAAAUAACAGGUCAAUGGUCGAGCGUCGAGCUGAGCUUCUGAAGAAACGUCUCCUCAAAGACCAAGACUUGUUUUCCAAGUACAAUGCAACCAUGAAUGAAUACGUUGAAGAGGGCCAUGCAGAGAGAGUACCAACCAAUGAGCUACACCCAGAAGACCGACCAGUGUGGUAUUUGCCCCACCACCCAGUUAUGCAUCCAUUAAAACCGGAGAAAGUCCGAGUAGUUUUUGAUUGUGCGGCUCAGUUUGGCAAGACGUCUUUGAAUCAGCAAUUGUUGCAGGGCCCCGACUUAACUAAUCGUGUUGUGGGAGUGUUGAGCCGUUUUCGCCAAGAGACUGUCGGCCUUGUAGCCGAUAUACAAUCAAUGUUUCAUCAAGUAAGAGUGGAACCCAGAGACUCUGAUGCAUUAAGAUUUUUGUGGUGGGAGGGAGGAGAGCUAUCAGCAGAGUUAGUGGAGUACCGAAUGGUGAAACACAUAUUUGGAGCGACGUCGUCGCCAAGUGUCGUGAACUUUUGUUUGAAGAAAACUGCAGAGAUGGACGGAGGGCAGAAUUCAGAAGUUGCAAGUGUCAUCAACAGGAACAUGUAUGUCGAUGACCUCAUGAAGUCAACUGAAACAGUGACAGACGCAAUUGUGCUGGCAAACAAAGUUCGUGAGCAGCUCAGCAAAGGUGGUUUUCAUCUAACAAAAUGGUGCAGUAAUGACAGGAGAGUCAUGGCUGCUAUUCCAGAAUCAGAGAGAGCUAAGACAGUUGUGAACUUGGAGCUUGAACAGCUUCCAACCCAAAGUGCCUUAGGAAUGAAGUGGGACGUUGAAGAUGACAAAUUUGUGUGGGAGGUCUCAGACAAACUUAUGAGUGCGUCUUCCAAGAAACCAGUGACAAGACGUGGCAUAGUGUCUGUUGUGUAUUCUUUAUUUGAUCCACUUGGGUUCAUUGCACCAUACAUCAUGAAGGCGAAACUGCUACUUCAGAUGUUAACCAGAAAGAAGAUUGGAUGGGAUGAACCACUUGAAGAGAACGAGACUGUGCAGUGGUCAAGAUGGCUAGACGACCUUAGCAAGCUUGAAGAGGUGAAGAUUGAUCGCUGUUUCAGACCCAAAGGAUUUGUAAAGGUUCAAGAAACCCAGUUACACCUGUUCUCAGAUGCCUCGAGACAAGGUUAUUCAUCGGUCGCAUACCUUCGUUUUGAAGAUGUUGAGGGGCGAGUCCAUUGUUCGUUCGUCAUGGGCAAGGCCCGGUUAGCUCCAAUCAGAGAAAUUUCCAUUCCAAGACUUGAGUUGACUGCAGCAGUCAUCUCUGUGAAACUCAGCCAUGCUAUCCGUGAUGAAUUGGAUCUGACCGUGAACAAAGUCAUUUACUGGACAGAUUCCAACUCUGUUUUGAAGUAUAUAAACAAUGAAACCAAGAGAUUUCACACCUUCGAGUCCAACCGCCUGACGAUUAUACACGAUGGUUCUGCUCCCCAAGAAUGGCGAUAUGUCAACAGAGACGAGAACCCGGCAGAUGAUGGAUCAAAGGGUCUAAAGCUAGACGUUCUAAUCAAGAACAACCGAUGGCUGACAGGUCCUAAGUUUUUGUGGAAAGGGGGAGAAUACUGGCCAAAGAUGAUUGAGGUCCCUUGCCUCAAGGAUGAAGAUCCAGAAGUCAGAAAGGAGAAUCAAGUUUAUGUGACAGCGGUCAGUUGUGAUGUCGUGGAGAAGCUUAUUCUGUACUAUUCAUCCUGGUGGAAGCUCAAGGUAGCAAUUGCCUGGUUGCUGCGCUAUAAACAGUAUCUUAUGAACAAGUUUCUACAACUCAGAGAAGGUUGCCCAACCACACAUGAUUCAGCGGAAGGAAGGAAUUACCUCAAACUUGACGAGCUUCGCGAGGCAGAGCAUGAAAUCAUGCGCUAUGUUCAACGCAAAGAGUUCCCUGAUGUAACAGCUCUCCAGCCAGGAGCGGAUGAAAGGUCAGUAAAGAGGCUAAUGAAAAAGAUGGGAGCUUCAAUAAGCAAGUUAAAUCCUCAAGUUCAAGAUGGAUUGCUGAGAGUAGGAGGCCGUAUUGGACGUGCGCCUUUGUCUUACGAGUUGAAACACCCAGUUAUUUUGCCCUACAAGCAUCACGUCACAGAUUUAAUAAUCAGAGAUCAUCACCUCAAAGUGGGACACAUGGGCCAAGAGUCAGUUCUGUCGUCGUUGAGACAGAAGUAUUGGAUUUUGAAGGGCAGAUCUGCAGUGCGCCGGGUGCUAAGCAAGUGCCUUGACUGUCAGAAGAGAAGUGCAAAACCGGCAGAGCAGUUCAUGGCAGAACUCCCAGCAGAUCGCGUGACUCCAAGUGAACCACCCUUUUCAUAUGUUGGAAUCGAUUGUUUUGGCCCAAUCGAAGUGAAACAGGGAAGAUCACACGUCAAGAGGUACGGCUGCUUCUUUACAUGUUUAACUGUACGUGCAGUACACGUCGAGAUUUUGCACUCGCUGAGUGCCGAUUCUAUGAUAAACGCCUUGAGAAGGUUUAUUAGCAUGCGAGGUUGCCCCAAGGAGAUUCGAAGUGACGACGGAACAAAUUUCACAAAGGCUGACAAAGAGUUGAGAGAAGCUGUACAACUCUGGAACAACCAAAGAAUCAGUAAUUUCUGCGCUCAGAAAGAAAUAAAGUGGACAUUCAAUCCACCAGACGCGAGCCAUAUGGGGGGACCAUGGGAGAGGAUGAUUCAAACUACUAAGCGAGUGUUGAAGGCUUUGUUGAAGGAACAGUUGGUGACAGAUGAAGUCCUUUCUACUGUCAUGGCAGAAGCUGUCAACAUUGUCAACAGCCGUCCCUUAACACGCAACAGCGACAGUUCCUUAGAUGAUCAGCCAAUUACCCCCAACCAUUUGUUGCAUUUGCGCCCAACGCCCAGUUUACCGCCAGAUGUGUUUGACAAAGGAGAUCUUCACUGCAAGCGUGCAUGGAGACAAGCUCAGUAUUUGGCUGGUGUGUUCCGGCGGAGAUGGUCCAGCGAGUACUUGCCAACCCUUAUGGAGAGACAGAAAUGGAAGAUGCCUAAGCCAAACAUCAAAGAAGGGGACUUGGUCCUAUUGGCAGAUGAAAGUUACCCUCGUGGCCAGUGGCCGAUCGCACGUGUGGAGGAAGUUGUUGUCAGCAGAGACGGGUAUGUGCGUACCGUUCGAGUGAAGACUGCCUGUACAGUGGCGACUCGUGCUAAGAGAAGACGCCGCAGAAAGCUGAAGACUAGCAGUGUGAUAGUCACUCGGCCAAUCACAAGUUUAUGUCCUUUAGAGAUGGACUGA
Molecule: messenger RNA, 6081 nt
Organism: Pocillopora verrucosa
Lineage: Eukaryota; Metazoa; Cnidaria; Anthozoa; Scleractinia; Pocilloporidae
Source: RefSeq, a predicted model, not a curated record